Pseudophryne corroboree (corroboree frog) is the source of this 4750-nucleotide messenger RNA. It is a transcript of the gene DIO2, whose product is annotated as iodothyronine deiodinase 2. Gene Ontology annotation, biological process: thyroid hormone metabolic process. The record is from RefSeq and is a predicted model, not a curated record. NCBI's taxonomy places the organism in Eukaryota, Metazoa, Chordata, Amphibia, Anura, Myobatrachidae. Gene Ontology annotation, molecular function: thyroxine 5'-deiodinase activity. The transcript has 2 exons.
UUUGAGCGGCUCUUUUUCCUAUUCAGAGCAUCCCCAGCCAAACUAAUGCCCUCUCCUACCCUGACGUCAAAGAACAGAUCACAGGCAAGAUUAGGAAUUUUUUUUUUUUUUUUUUUUUCAUUUCUCUUAUUGCAGCAAUUAGCUUGGGACUGUAUAAAAGGGCUACAGAAAGGGGGAGGGAGGGAGAGGGGAAAUCUGGGGACAAAAAGAGAUAGCUCUGAGACACAGGAGCAGAGAGAGAGAUAGGGGUAGGCAGAGGUAGAGUGAGGGGUGGGGAGAAAGUGCAUUCAGAUUCCUCAACAGCAUAAAAAAAGAAAAAAAAGAAAAAAAAGAAAAAAGUAUCCACCUGGUCUUUCAAACUUCAGAAACUAUUUAGAGCUGGAGAGGAAGCAGCUGAGGUUCCUCUGUAAGCAGGCACCUGCCUCAGCACCUUGCAGGUUGCCACCGAUCUGACACCUUACUCAGCUCUGCAGGGUUGGAUGAGGGAAGCAAGGGCAGAUAGUAAGGGGCAGCAGCACUGAGGGUUGGUGGAUUGGGGGUGGGGGGUGUUCCUCCCACGUGUGCAGGUAUGGGUCUGCUAAGCGUGGACCUGCUGAUCACCCUGCAGAUCCUACCUGGCUUCUUCUCCAACUUCCUCUUCCUGGCUCUGUAUGACUCUGUUGUGUUGGUGAAGCACGUGCUCCUUCAACUGAACCGCUCCAAAUCCAGCCAGAGUCCACGGCGCCGGAUGCUCACGCCAGAAGGUCUGCGCUGUGUUUGGAAAAGCUUCCUAUUGGACGCCUACAAGCAGGUGAAGCUGGGAGGUGAUGCGCCAAACUCUAACGUCAUUCAUGUGUCCAGCAAGGCGACAUCCAAUACUGCCGCCAAAGCAGGCAUGCAAUGCCACCUUCUUGACUUCGCCAGCUCAGAGCGCCCUCUAGUGGUCAACUUUGGGUCAGCCACCUGACCCCCUUUCAUAAGCCAGCUGCCAGCUUUCAGCAAGCUGGUGGAGGAGUUCUCCAACGUUGCCGACUUCCUGUUGGUAUACAUUGACGAGGCUCACCCAUCAGACGGCUGGGCUGCUCCUAGCGUGGCCUCCUACGAAGUGAAGAGACACAGGAGCCAAGAAGAGCGGUGCGCUGCAGCCAACAAACUCCUGGAGCAAUUCUCCCUCCCCCAACAGUGUCAGGUGGUAGCAGACUGUAUGGACAAUAAUGCCAACGUGGCUUACGGGGUCACCUUCGAAAGGGUAUGCAUUGUGCAGAAGCAAAAAAUUGUCUACCUUGGGGGUAAAGGGCCGUUCUUCUACAACCUCCGGGAGGUGCGGAACUGGCUGGAACUUACAUUUGGAAAGAUGGGAGCGAGUCGCGAGGAGGGAGUAUAACAAGGCGCCAGUGUAUUCUUGUUGUGGACUAUACAUGGACCCUGUGUCAAGGCAAGAUACUGACCACACUACACAGUUCACUGCAAGAAGCCACAGUCCAGAUGUAUGAAAGUAUCCUCAAUGUGACCCUAAUCUCUGGCAGACCUCAAACCGCUGUGUUUUUCCUCUUUUUACAACAAUACACAGUAGAAUAGGCAGAAUUUAUGAAGACGAGGGUGUGGUAAAAAGCUACAUACUGAAGGAUCUCACUUAAAACAAAAUAAGAAUAAAAAAAAGGGAAAGUUAGAAGAAGACCAGCAAAUGUAGAGCCGACAUCUGACAGCUGUUGUAGAGGCUUUGUAACCCUCCCUCGUUCAUGGGAAAACUUUGCAAAGAAAUUACAUCAAGAAGAGGAAAAAACAGCACAAACAUCCCAUACUGAGUAUUUAUUUCUACGUUUCCAAUGUUUCAGGUGUAGCUUAUGUUAGUCUCUUCGUUUAACAUAAUUUAUUGUGUUAUAAAGCCUGAGGCACACAUAUCGACAGGGAUCCAGAGUUACCUCAACAAGGGAACAGUUGCAUCAAAUUAGAAUUGAUGUAUACUGCUGUCCCAAGAGAAAUUAUCUGCAGGUUCCAAUGGUUUCUGUGGUUUGUUUUAUGGGUGGGAGGGUGCAGCGAGUAAGAUGCCGUCAUGGGGAAGAAACAAUAGAAGCAACCACUCAUGUGCCCCAUGCGUUGGUCAUCUCCGGCGCCAAGGUCCGGGCAAUACUGCGACAGGGGACGAUGAAAACAACACAAAUAUCUCCGUUGAUAGUCUGAGGCUGGUCCUGAUGGGGCAUAGUGCCUGGAGGGAUCCUGCAGACAUACACAAAUUCAUAUACAAGGACAACGGGCAUGCCUCGACAAGGACACAGCGACCUAUCCGGCAACAGUAUCCGGCCCUGGGUCAGGCUGGCUCCAUGGUCACACAGCACUGUCCUACCAAUGGGCGAAGACGCCUCUCUUUCACACCCACACAGCAUUUAAUUCCGGUCAGGGACACACAUUUACCACUGUAUUUACUGUAGAUGCUCCAUUUUCCCCGAACCACAGAACCACGCAGUUCAUGUUCAUCUAUCCAGUACAAGUUUGACAAUGAGAGCAAGCUUUGGAUGCUGUAUUUCUGUAUCAAAUUUGCACCUAAAAGCUAUUUGAAACACUUCUAAAUCAUACGUACCCAAUUUGGUCGUUUUGCCAGAUUCCUUUUCUUUGUCGUAAAAUCUUCACAGGUGAAGAAUCGUCAAUGGAAAAGGUAGAAUGGAACGGACAAGCCAUUAGAGCAUAACGUAUGCAUAAUUAUGUAUCACUAUGACCAUAAACUGUGUACAGAAACCUGGUCUAACAGGGGAGACCUAUAAAAACUAUAUUCUAGAACAGAGGUUCUCAAACUCGGUCCUCAGGACCCCACACAGUGCAUGUUUUGCAGGUAACCCAGCAAGUGCACAGGUGUAUUAAAUACUCACUGACACAUUUUAAAAGGACCACAGGUGAAGCUAAUUAUUUCACUUGUGAUUCUGUCAGGAGACCUGCAAAACAUGCACUGUGUGGGGUCCUGAGGACCGAGUUUGAGAACCUGUGCUCUAGAACAAAAAUGACCACAUUGACAUCCAAUUUACCACUUUCCUCUUCCUCUAAUGUCAUAGAAUUUUCUCUAUGAGAUCCUAGGAGGUGGCAACUUGAGGUUAACAGUCGAUAAUCCUGGUCCAAACCAGUAUAUAUAUGUCCGAAGACCUCCCCCCAUAUUAUUACAUUGAUCUCUAUAAGAGGUACAGAUACGCGGCAGCAAAGGGGCAGAUCGUUCGUUAGACACUGUGGAGUAGUAAUGACAUCUGAAUGAAAGAACCGUGUUCCUGGUGGACGACGUCAGUAAGUAGAGGAAUAACAGAGAUUAACGUAGUACAAAUCAAAUACACAGGGAAAACGACAUCUACUGUAUAACUUCCUUUUCCUCGGGUACGUUCACGCCUCCAAGGUUUUGCACCUUUUAACGGAUGCACCAGCAGCACCUUGCACUAGUGUAUCCAUCACAGGGGAAAAAAAAAUCUGCGUGCUCUUCCCUCUCUGUCUCAUAGCGACGCAGUGAACGCAUGUACGCCUCCCACCGCGUUAAGGUAACCAAGUGACCUUCUCUCACAAGUGCCAUUUAGGGAGUUCCAUUACUUGUGGUUGGUUUUAACCCGGGUUAAUGUCAAAGUAUUGGAUAAAAAAAGCCUGAAGGGCGAAGAGGUGUGAAUGAGCCCUCAGGGGUUCUUAUGGAGAAAAGGAAGUUUAAAAACUACAAACUUAGUGAACUGAAACCCCCCCCGGAACUCAUUCCAUGUGUGACAACUGUGGAUUAUUGCACAGGGAGGGUGAAAACAAGCAGUCUGUAAGGUAUCGACAUACUGCACCAUAGAUUAUGUACUGUAUUGAUAUCCUGUCGCACUGUAGCAUAACGGCAUGGUAGAUAAACCCAACCCUUCUCAUCUCUCUCACAUCUCCUGCAAUCCUCACUUGCACAUCUUCGUCUUCUCCCUCCCGUGCCAGGGACUAAUUUCCCCGUGCCACCUUACGCACGGGGCCAUCUUGCUGCUGGGCCAGCACAUAACACGUUCAGCUGUUUCAGUAAGUGCCGGGUUAGAGGAGGGCUUCUGUUUCAUACCUGGAAAUAAUGUGGAUUUAUUUUGUUACCACUUUAUACGCUUGAACUUGUUAUGCUGUGAUCACCAAAAGUGUCUUGCUACUUAACAAUCAGCUCGCAGGAGCGUGCAAACGGCGUCCUAGCAGAUUCGCAGCACUAGCGGGACUUGUGCCUCUGGAGUGGUCAUUUUUGUUACCUAUGUUCAGGCCGAUGCUUAAUUGACCUAUGUGUAUUUUAUACCUUAUUUUUAUUUUUUGCAAGGAAUUCUCAAACUAGAUAGAAAAAAAAACAAAACAAAAAAACUUUGUGUACUCUUUUUAUAUGACGCACCAGCAAUACGCCACUGGCAAUCAGAGAGCAUGACGUCAUGGCUCUGUGUGGCUCAUCUUUUGCCAAAAUGUAACCCAUAAUACUGUAUGAAACAGGGAAACAGGACAUGGAGUGCGAGGUUACCUAGAGCCAUAGAGGAGAGCAGACAGUACUGGCCUGGGGAAGCUAGUGACAUGAGGCAGACAGCGAUGUGGGUAUGAAGGACACCAUUGAAAGAGACUAGUUCUCUGUUGGUGGCUGGAUGGUGUCACGUCACUGCCCCGCUCAGUCGCCAUCCCCAGGACUCAUUCUCUCCGACACUCAUGUUCCAUACUACUGGUCAUCAAGCGAGAACCCAGACUCUUCACAAUAAGGUGCUGUAACAAGUAUCAGUUAGCCAAUCUUUUUACUUGUAUUUUAAUAAAAAUUUUGGGGAAAGAA